This is a messenger RNA of Cryptomeria japonica (Japanese cedar), 1650 nucleotides long. RefSeq names its product aldehyde oxidase GLOX-like. The record is from RefSeq and is a predicted model, not a curated record. Bases 1 to 1650 code for a protein of 549 amino acids. Lineage: Eukaryota; Viridiplantae; Streptophyta; Pinopsida; Cupressales; Cupressaceae. The transcript has a single exon.
AUGAAGUGGGUAGAGAGACCUGUCCUCCGGGCCGUAGCUUGGCUGGUCAUAGUAGCAUUCUGUUGGGGGCAGACUGAGGGGCAGCUUCAAGGGAGUUGGCAACUCUUGCUAGAAAACGGUGGAAUUUCUUCAAUGCAUUCCGUGCUGCUUCAUACUAACAGAGUUCUCAUGUACGACCGGCAAGGCCGGGGCCCGUCCAAUAUCACCCGAACCGACCCGGCCUGCAGUAACGCGCCCCGGCCUCUUCCUUUCGAUUCUGAAUGCUGGUCGCACUCGGUGGAAUACGACAUUGCAACCAAUACGGUGAGACCGCUGCACCUGGUCACGGACAUAUGGUGCUCUUCGGGUGCAGUUCUCAGCGACGGCACUGUCAUCCAAACCGGCGGUUUUGGAGACGGUGGGAAUAUCACACGCAUUUUUAAGCCAUGCUCCGACCAGACCUGCGACUGGGUCGAAUCUACUACUGAGAAGCUGAUAUUCACUAGGUGGUAUGCGUCUAACCAGAUCUUGCCCGACAAUCGGAUCGUCAUUGUGGGAGGCCGCAUGGCGUAUAGCUACGAAUUUUAUCACAAGAAAAGCGACAAGGAUUUUCAAUACCUGAAUUUUCUCUGGCAGACGAUUACUCAGGGCGAAGAGGAGAACAAUCUGUACCCGUUUGUCCAUCUAUCUUCCGACGGCAAUCUGUUCAUCUUCGGCAAUAAUGAUUCCAUUCUGAUCGACUACAAGACAAACCAGCUGCUCAGAACAUUCCCCCAAAUGCCUGGCGGGGGCGCACGGAACUACCCAAGCACGGGCUCUUCAGUCAUGUUACCGCUGGAUUUCGCCAACAAUUUUGCAAGAGUGGAGAUUAUGAUCUGCGGAGGAACACCACCGGGAAACUUCUUCAAGGCGGACAAGGAAAAGAUAUUCAUCAAAGGUCUGAACAACUGCGGGAGAAUUGAGAUCACCUCUGAGAACCCAGUGUGGCAGAUGGAGGACAUGCCCGGGCCCAGAAUGAUGGCCGACAUGAUCGUCCUACCCACGGGCGAAAUUCUCCUAAUCAACGGCGCCGAAAUAGGAUCCGCUGGGUGGCAAGAUGCGCGGAAUCCCGUGCUCAAUCCGUGGCUCUACCGACCGGCCCAGCCUGCGGGUAACAGAUUUACCGUCCUGGAUCCCUCAAGCAUUCCUCGAAUGUACCAUUCUACUGCAAAUCUUCUUCCCGAUGGACGGAUCCUCGUGGCCGGAAGCAACCCAAAUGAUUAUUAUAACUUCGCCGACGACGUAUUUUCCAAAACCGAGCUGCGGGUGGAGGCGUACAGUCCUUACUAUCUGAACCAGCAAAACGAUCUGGUUCGACCCAGUAUUCAGUUUGUUGGACAAUUCGAAGCGAUCCCCUACGCAUCGACAUUCCAAGUUCAGUUCACAGUCAGUGGCACUCUGAGCCAGGACCUUCGUUUUAACGUCUACGCCCCUCCCUUCAAUACCCACAGUGUGUCCAUGAGCCAGAGAAUGCUCUCGCUCGCUGCCACGCCGGUUGCGAAAGAAAAUGGAGUUUACUCUGUGUUCUUGACGGCUCCACCCAACUCGGUGGCUGCUCCUUCUGGGUAUUAUCUGCUUUAUGUUGUUAAUGGAGGUAUUCCUAGCCAGGGGUGUUGGAUUCGCUUGGUGUAA